GUCAAAUAGCAGCUGAUCACUCGAUCUGUGCAGCGGAUGCCCUAUGGGGGCGAGGGUUGUUUUGUUUUUACUCGAAUAAUUUGAUUGGAUUUUAUUAUUUAUAUAAAAAUGGAUGUAGUAGGGCUACUUAAUAAUAUAAAUAAAAAAUCAGACAUGUUUGCUGUAAAAACUUGGACUUCGGAGUGGUCAAAUAGUUUUCAAGAAAAUCAACUGCUCUGGUCGUUUUGUGGAUGUCUUCUCGUCUCACUAUUAGUUGUAUUCAUCUAUUAUUAUAGAAGAUGGAGAGCGAAAGAACUAUCCGAAGGCACCGGUGCCACGGCAGCUGGGGAACCAGCGAAACGGUUUCGGAAACGAGACAAAAUGCUCUUUUACGGACGGCGUAUGUUGAGAAAGGUCAAGUCCAUCUCCAAUUCAGGCCAGGGUCGGAAGAGGCGAGCUGUUAUGCGGUUCGCGAGGAAGUUACUGCAGCUGAAGAAAGAAAGCGCUCCGGAACAGUUAAAGGUGCUGGAGCCACCAGCGGAAUACUUGGAAGAGGAUCUGACGAGUGACGAUCGGGUUCCACCAGACGCAUUAUACAUGCUUCACAGCAUCCGAGUGUUUGGCCAUUUUGAGAAGCCGGUGUUCUUAAUGCUGUGCAAACAUACAGAGAUACUGAAUCUGCCAGCCGGCUCGUUUUUGUUCAAAGUUGGUGAUACAGACGAAAAUGUGUAUGUUGUACAAAAUGGGCGCGUAAAUGUGUAUAUAUCGAACCAGGAUGGAAGCAGUCUGUCGUUGAAGAUUGUGCGAGCCGGUGAAAGUGUUACUUCGCUAUUGAGUUUCACCGAUGUGUUGACGGGUAAUUCUCAACCGUACAAAACGGUAAACGCCAAGGCACUAGAAGACUCUCAAGUGAUAAAAUUGCCCAUGCGCGCUUUCCAAGAGGUUUUCAAGGAGUAUCCAGAUAUAUUCGUCAGAGUUAUACAGAUAAUCAUGGUGCGCCUGCAACGUGUGACGUUUACAGCUCUUCAUCAAUACCUCGGUCUUAGUGCGGAGUUGGUUAAUCCUGGUCGCGAAAGGCGUCGUCCAAAUACCACGACUGCGUCUCCAAUGAAGACGACAAAGCCAAUGGACUGUGGUACAGCCACGCAUUCUCCCAGCCACAGCGAAAGACUGGUUACUGAACAUAUACAAGAAGGCAGCAUGGCGACAUCAUCUCCCAUUCACAUUCAGGGCCGAAGACCCAGGUCCGAUAUGCCUGAUGUCACCUCUAAUAUACCACAGCAAUCACAGCCAGAUGUCCAACCCACGUCGUCUUUCCAAAGACCUAAAGAGGGAUCGUCGUUUAAGAAGCAUCACACUGAUAAUCUUGACGAACAGGCACUCAUACAAAUAGCAACGGAAGCCUUUAUAAAGGAGCUUGGCUUGGAAAACGAUCAAUUAUUGACCGGGUGCGUUCAAGUUAGGGAUCUGCCUGCUGGGACAUAUAUAAUGAAGGAGGAGAGUCAUAAGGAUGUUGCGUUAGUAUACUUACUAUCUGGUGCGUUAUUGGUAUCGCAAAGGGUAGCUGAAGGAGAUGGAGAAGUUCAUAUGUUUACGGCAUAUCCAGGUGAAGUGGAAGGAGGUUUGGCCGUACUGACGGGCGAGCCGAGUUUCUUUUCGAUCCGCGCGAAGCAUUUCUCUCGUAUUGGUCUGUUGUCCAAAACCUCGGUGUAUAGCAUCAUGCGCGAGCGACCCUCCGUUGUUUUGCAUAUUGCCAAUACUGUUGUGAAGAGACUCUCGCCGUUUGUACGACAGGUCGACUUUGCUUUGGAUUGGGUAUUUUUAGAGUCCGGGCGUGCCGUGUAUAGGCAAGAUGAAGAAUCUGGAUCGACAUUUAUAGUUUUGAGUGGACGACUCCGGUCGGUCAUCACCCAUCCGAAUGGAAAGAAAGAACUGGUCGGGGAAUACGGAAAAGGCGAUUUAGUUGGAAUCGUGGAAAUGGUAACUCAAACGCGUCGUAGUACAACAGUUAUGGCGGUGAGGGAUUCCGAAUUGGCGAAGUUGCCAGAGGGGCUUUUUAAUGCGAUCAAGCUUCGAUUCCCGGUGGUUGUGACUAGGCUUAUUAACCUGCUUGGACAUAGGAUCUUGGGAUCAUGGCAGAAGCCGACGGCAGGUCUAGGUGGCGCGGCGGCGAUCGAAUCCCGUCCCUCCCAACACAACUUCUCAACUGUGGCCGUAGUUCCAGUUAGCGAUGAUGUCCCCUUGACGGCCUUCACUUACGAGCUCUAUCAUUCGCUUUGUGCUAUAGGCCCCACAGUCCGUUUGACCUCGGAUGUGAUCAGGAAACUCUUGGGCCUCACAAUUAUGGACCCCAAUAACGAAUAUAGACUCAGCUCUUGGCUCGCGCAACAAGAGGAUAAACAUAAGGUGGCAUUGUACCAGUGCGAUCCUAGCCUCACCCAGUGGACUCAAAGGUGCAUCCGCCAGGCUGACUGCAUUCUCAUCGUGGCCUUGGGAGACAAGCAACCGAGUAUUGGAAAGAUCGAAAAGGAAAUCGAGCGUCUAGCGAUCCGAACUCAGAAGGAGCUCGUAUUGCUCCAUCGAGAGGGCGGGGCCAACCCCACGGGCACGGUCCAUUGGCUCAACAUGAGGACGUGGGUCAGUCAGCAUCAUCAUGUCAGGUGCCCUCACAGGAUGUUCACUCGCAAGAGCCAGUAUAGAAUUAGUGAACUGUACAGCAAAGUGCUGAUGUCAGAAGCGAGCGUCCACUCGGACUUCAGCCGACUCGCUCGUUGGCUCACGGGCACCUCCGUGGGGCUGGUGCUGGGCGGGGGCGGAGCCCGAGGAGCCGCCCACGUCGGGAUGGUGAGGGCCAUACAGGAAGCUGGUAUCCCGAUAGACAUGGUGGGCGGGGUCAGUAUCGGUGCGUUCAUGGGCGCCCUCUGGUGUAUGGAGAGGAAUAUUACUACAGUUACGCAGAAAGCGAGGGAGUGGUCGCAGAAAAUGACUCAGUGGGGCAAACAGCUGCUGGACCUCACAUACCCAGCGACGUCAAUGUUCUCGGGACGACAGUUCAACACCACCAUAAAAGCCACUUUUGGCGAAGUACACAUCGAGGAUCUGUGGCUGCCCUAUUUCACAGUAACGACAGAUAUCAGUUCCAGUUGUAUGAGAGUGCAUAGACACGGUAUUCUAUGGAGGUACUGCCGAGCAUCCAUGAGUAUCGCUGGCAUCUUCCCACCCAUUUGCGAUACCAUGGACGGACAUCUGCUAUUAGAUGGAUGCUAUGUUAAUAAUGUACCAGCCGAUGUGAUGCGAUCUUUUGGGGCUAAGCACAUAUUGGCGAUCGAUGUGGGCUCUCAGGACGAUACCGACCUGACCAAUUAUGGCGAUGACUUGUCUGGCUGGUGGCUGCUUUGGAAAAGGUGGAAUCCCUUCACUAGUCCUGUGAAAGUGCCAAAUCUUCCAGACAUACAGAGCAGAUUGGCUUACGUCUCGUGCAAUCGUCAAUUGGAAGAAGUGAAAAAGUCGGACUACUGCGAGUACAUCCGCCCUCCGAUAGACCAAUACAAGACGUUGCAGUUCGGGUCUUUCGACGAGAUCCGCGAAGUCGGCUACCGACACGGGACUGCGUACUUCGAGGGGCAGAGGAGGGGCGGAGGGGGCGGAGUCAGCGGGGCAGCGGCCGAACGACGCAAGCAUUUAGCCCAGCCUUCGCUUACCGACUACACGUUUACGGACCUUGCUCAAAUGGUGUGUUCGGUGAGAACAGCCCGCGACGGUGACAACGAUUCCUCUUCAUCGUCAGACUAUGAGGAGGACCAGAGGCACUUCGAAGGUUACGCUUCGGAGCCCAGUGGCGGGAUAUUAGAGAUGUCGUCAAGCGUGGAAGGGGCGGCUUGGAUCAGCGACACGGAACUGGACGGCCUACGAACGCGGCGUGUGGGAGGCUCGUUGUCGUUGUCUGAAGACGAAAUCGAUUCCGAAGCCGAAAUGUAUGAUCCUUUGAAUAAAAGGGGCGGGGCCAGGUGAGACCCGACCAUGCACGAUCUGUGCAAGGCCCUUUUUAAGUACGUGAGAGAGAGGGAGCCAUGUGAGUGAAAGAGAUGGUUAUGUUGUGUUGGUGCAGCUUUGAACAAUUGUGUAGUCAUCAGAUAGUAUUCAUGUCUUAGAUAAAUUUAACUGUUUUAAAGUUUCACGCAGAAUUAUGACAUUAAAAAUAUGACUUCAAGUCUCAAUUUGGUUAUGUAUAUAGAAUAUAUAUUUUAAAUAUUUUCAUUUUAAAAUUUAAAAACCCGUCAUAUUUCUGUAGUUUUAAAAUUUAAAAGGCUUUCUUAGAAAAGAGCCCGUACGCAUUGUACUGAGGCGGUUAAUUUUAGGUAUUCAUAUAAAACCUAAUUAGAUGGUACUUAUAAUAAUUGAUUCCAAAGUUUACUGUGAUUUAAACGCUGUAAAUUUGCUUUUCAUUAUAAUUCCGUAAAUUUACGUACGCCGUACUACGUACUACUACCGGAUAUGUUAUUGGUAAGAGUUAAACACUUUGAUGGCCGGACAAAUUUUCAAACUAAAUUUGUAAACGAAAUUAUUAAAUAUUGUCAUUGAAAAGACUUCAGAAAGAAAAGCAAGUAAACGCAAGUAAGAAUCUAUUUGUAGCAAUUACGACUCGUAAUUUAAACUCGUAGUAUGCUAAGUAAAUCAAAAUAUUUAUGGUUGAAUCUUUUUCGAAAGUACUGUUUUGUCCCGUUUCUUUACUUGCAAAAGAUAAAGACAAGACGAUAGUUGUGACUUGGCAGUUUUUUUAUAUAUUUUGUGUGUUAGAAUUUCUAUUGUUUAUUUUGAUGAUUUUUCCUACACUUUCCAUAGAUAUUGUAUGGAUUUUAAAUACAAAAAAUAAAAUAUUGUUUCAAAAUAUAAUAAAUCUGCAACAUAAAAGGGUUGAAGAAAUCCAUUUUCAGUUCGAAAAUAUAUUUUUCUUCUUGUUGGGGUAGUACGUUUUUGCGGGGUAUUAAAAUAUUUACACACAUUGCGUCAUACAAUAUGUAGUCACUACUAUCAAGCUAGAAUCUUCUAGAAAAAUCGAGUACGUGAACAUUUCUAACAAUAUAUAAAUACAUACAACAUUAAAAACCUUAUUAAGAGCAUAAUGUAAAAUAUAUAUUCCGGCUCAAGGAUAACUAUGUAUAAAAUCUAAUUUCGUAUUUACAAUAGUAAAUGCUUCAUUUACGAUUUCUUUUCAAGCCACUAUGUAUAUGUUUGUGGCUCUAGAAUGUAUGUGUGAUCUAAAUCGUCGUAUGUUUGUAUAUCGUGUAUGAGUAUUUAUGUUUUAAAUUUUUGAAUUGUUAUAAUAUGUUGAUUAUAGAUAAAAUUAAAGACGAUAUUUCAUCGAUUGCUGUAAAAUUUCAGUGUUAUGAAAGUAACUAAAUAUAUAUGUUGAAAGUUGAACAAAAACAACAUUUUAUUUAAAAAUUAGUAAAUUAGUUUUUAAUUAGUAAAUGUGUUU
Molecule: messenger RNA, 5458 nt
Organism: Pieris rapae (cabbage white)
Lineage: Eukaryota; Metazoa; Arthropoda; Insecta; Lepidoptera; Pieridae
Gene: sws
Product: neuropathy target esterase sws
Exons: 29
Coding region: 109-3990 (1293 amino acids)
Biological process (GO): phosphatidylcholine metabolic process
Cellular component (GO): endoplasmic reticulum
Molecular function (GO): phosphatidylcholine lysophospholipase A1 activity
Source: RefSeq, a predicted model, not a curated record